UAAGAUUUUGCAUAACUUUUCAGUUUUAUUAGAUGAGUUGUAGAGUUUAGGAAAUUAAAUACAGCAAUAGUUGAAGUUCAAACUCAAUCAUGGAUGAACACUUUUUUUUCACAAAGUUGAAAUCAAACUUUGAGCAAUUCGUAUCCUCACCUUUGCCAUUUUUGGAAGGAUGUACAGAAGUGUCAGACGAUUUUAAAUUAUUAUCAAAGACGAUUUAUGAUUCUAAUAAAUCAUCAGCAAUUUCAUCACGAUCAGGUCCAAUACCAAAACUUAUCAUUGAAGGUUUUGAUCAUGAGCAGAUUUGGCAAGAAAUUGAACUUUUCAAUAAGAAGGAAGCUGCAACUUGUCUUAAAGCAGCCGAAUAUUUUAAUUCUCAGGACAUUUCCCAGUUCAUGUUAAAGAAACAUGAAAGUGAUGAUGAAACGGGUGAUGAAGAUGAUGAUUUGUCAGAAUUAGAACCUGUUGAAGGAGAAGCGGAACCAGAAGCGGAAAGUGACGUGGAAGGAUUUCAUUUUGAAGAAAGUGAAGGAGAUGACGAAGAAACUGAAGAAGAAGAAGAAGACUUCAAUCAACAUGAUGUAGUAACGGAGCAGACUGAAGUGGACGAUGAUUUUUUCAGUCUGCGUAAAAUGGAAAAAUUCUUAGAAGACGAAGAUCGAAAAUAUGAAUUAGAACAAAAGAAGCCGGUAGAGGGCGACAUAGACUAUUUUGAAGAUAUUCCAUCCGAUGGCAUUUCCUCAUCUGAAGAUGAGAAUGAAGAAUAUUCAAGCAAGAUUAAAUCAUCAAGAAACUUGAAAUAUUCUGAUUAUUUUGAUGAACCUAUUAGUUCAAUAAAAAAUAGAAAUGAAAAUAUUUCUGAGACUGAAAUUGAUGAUAGAAACAAUGCACAAGAUCAAAAACAAUCUCAUUUUGAAAAGCAUCAGAAACAAAUAUCACAGAAAAUUGGAAUACUAGAGGAAAGAGCAUUGGCACCUGCAGAGUGGCAAAUGACUGGGGAAGUCAAAGCUGCAUCAAGACCAGAAAAUAGUUUACUGCAAGAGAUGGUUCAAUUCGAUCAUGUUGCUCGACCUCCUGUUGAUAUAACAGAAGAACACACUAAAGAUCUUGAAAGUUUAAUCAAACAACGAAUCAUGGAUUGUGCUUGGGAUGACAUUGAGAGAAAAUAUAAACCUGAUGCUGAACCUGCUGAAUACAAGAAAAGAAUUGUGUUGGAUUCAAGUCAAUCAAAACUAACACUCAGUGAAAUUUACGAGAAGGAAUACAUGGAAAAGAAACAGAAAUUAGGAAAGGAGGUUGAUGAAAAAGAAAAUGAAGAACAUAAUGUAAUUAAAAAAGAUAUGGAUGAUUUGUUCCGAAAACUUGAUGCCUUGUCGAAUUUCCACUUUGUCGCCCCUCCUCCUGAACCAGAGAUUAAGUUAAUUACAAAUCUGCCAUCGAUUGCAAAAGAAGAAGUCCAGCCUGUAACACAAGCAGAAUCCAAUAUUCUAGCUCCAGAAGAAAUAUUUUCAAAAUCCAAGUCUGGAGAAGAAAAAUCUACAUUGGAAAAAUCAUCAACAGACAAAAAGCGUGAAAGGAGAAAAAAGAAAAUAAGAAUGAAGGUACGUGCUAAUGCACGAUUGGAGAAGUUGAAAAAAUUGGAUCCAACCAGUGAUAAGGUGAAGACUUUGGAAGCAGUUGAUCAACUGAAAAAAGCUGCAAAAGCUCCUGGAAGUAACACCACAAUUAUAAAGACCACAAAAAGCAAUGGAAAAUUAACUUCACAAAAGUUUUUCUCCGAACUACAAGAUAAAGGAUCAAAUUUUAAAAAGAAGAAAGCAUUGAAAUAAAUUCUAAAAAAACCUACACAGAA
Molecule: messenger RNA, 1849 nt
Organism: Styela clava
Lineage: Eukaryota; Metazoa; Chordata; Ascidiacea; Stolidobranchia; Styelidae
Product: U3 small nucleolar ribonucleoprotein MPP10-like
Biological process (GO): rRNA processing
Cellular component (GO): sno(s)RNA-containing ribonucleoprotein complex; small-subunit processome; Mpp10 complex
Source: RefSeq, a predicted model, not a curated record